Messenger RNA from Aureobasidium subglaciale EXF-2481, 1038 nucleotides. RefSeq lists its product as uncharacterized. Lineage: Eukaryota; Fungi; Ascomycota; Dothideomycetes; Dothideales; Saccotheciaceae. The record is from RefSeq and is a predicted model, not a curated record. The coding region runs from base 1 to 1038 and encodes 345 amino acids. The transcript has a single exon.
AUGAACAAGACACUGCACUGGCAGCAGCGGAUCGCUCUUAUUCGUCACAACCUCCACGCCGCUCACCGUUCAGGCGACUUCACAUUCUUCAAGACUUUGCAAGCUCAAGCACUGUUCGAUAAUACCAAUCAUGUAGCCACUUUGUCGGCAACUCUUGGCGAUGAGGUCGACGGUGUCCUCUCCGGGCUCGAUGAUCUAAAUGCGUCCAUUGCUCACGUCCACGAGGACGCCUUCAGAAACGUGUACAAUAGUCUCAAGACAUACCUUCACGAGUCUGGUGCCGCCAAUGGUGGCUUCGAUGAGAAGAGCAAGGUCUUCGUCGAUGUGCAAAUGCAGAAGCAGAUGGCGGACCACGCAAUCGACAAGGCAACCUCUUCUGCCAUUGCACUUAUUCAACAGCAACCAGCCUGCGUUCAGGACACUGCAGCAGCGGUCUGGAUCACAGGGACCACUAUCAUUGCCGACAGUGUCGAAGUUGUUCUGCAACAGCUGGCUGCGCUUGAAAGCAACAUGCACGACUUCAUCCGACUAGAAGAAAGCUGGAAUGGUGUCAAAGCCAGUGUCGGGUACAGCAUCUCUGCGCUGAAGGGCGUGUUCAACCUCAUGAGCGAUGAGGCAGAUUCCCCCGCUGUCGGCGCAGCCUCCCAGUCUUCCAGCUUCUCUGGUACCAUGUUCCGUCGUUUGUCCAGCGCGUUCGGCUCUGGUCCAGCUCCGCACAGUCGAUCAAACUCAUCAGCCUCUGUUCCCACCAGUAGAUCAUCCUCUUUCUCAGGCGGAACGAACCAUAUUCGAGCGUCCUCCUUCCAUGCUCCCGACUACAAGAUGCCAAGCAGUUUCCGCAACAGCGCGUCUUCCGCUUGUCCUACUUCAUUACCCGCUGGAAGUGGUUGGAGGUAUACACAUCUCGAUACCAUUCCUCCCACUCCUGGUGCUGGGGAUAUUGGUGAUGAGGAGAUCAACCCUUUUGACACUUCUGUUCCGCCUAUGCCCGAGAUGCCUAACCUUAGUGACAUUAGAUCCGAACAAGCUGUUAUGUAA